Phycomyces blakesleeanus NRRL 1555(-) is the source of this 570-nucleotide messenger RNA. RefSeq lists its product as hypothetical. The transcript is spliced from 2 exons. The record is from RefSeq and is a predicted model, not a curated record. Bases 1 to 570 code for a protein of 189 amino acids. Lineage: Eukaryota; Fungi; Mucoromycota; Mucoromycetes; Mucorales; Phycomycetaceae.
AUGGGCAUACGUCCCAAGAUUCCUUUUUCUGUUCUUUCUGUCUCUUUUUCUCCUUGUGUCUCUUUGGUGUAUGAAUAUGAAUAUAAAUAUAAAUAUGAGUAUGAGUAUGAGUAUGAGUAUGAGUUUGUGUUUGUGUUUGUCCGCAGCAACACAACAGAUUUGAGAAAACUUGUAUGUAGUAUACCCAUCAAUUGGCCGUGUAACAAUAACGGGUAUUUCAGAUUUGGCAUUGUCGUGUCACUUAUUAAUGAAAAAACUAAAAAUUGUCUAUAUAAACCCCCAUUUUCAUUUCAACCUCUUUUCUUGUCCAUUAUUCUCUCAACAGAAACCACAAACACCACCAAAAUACCUCAAAUCAACUCACUUAGCUUUUAUUCUACAAGAAACACAAUGAAGCCAACCACAAAGAUCACCUCCACAUCUGCAAUCAGCACUCAGACCACCCAGUCAUCAACACCCCUUAGCUUCGAGCUCUAUUACAGCUUCUGUCCAAAGUGCGGAGUAGAUGUCUCCCAGUUCUCACAUGAAGACUUUUGCCCAUGUAUUCGUCAGGGCAACAACAAGAGCUAA